CGAAAUAGUCGAGUCUGCAAAGCGAAAGCCAAUCGAGUGGACGUCCAUCUCCAAAGUCGAGUUGGUUUUGCUCCGGGACAAUUUUAUUAGUUGGAAUCCGCGACCAUAUUUAUUUUCUACUUCCUUUGCUACGCUAGAUCAAGUAAAUUGCAUUAGAAAUCGGAUAAUUAAUAUCCCGAGAGUGUGCGAAUCUGCAUGAGGAGAUGUCGGGAGUGAUUCUUCCAGCAGUUGUCUAGUGAAGCAGUGAAAAAUUUGGUGUUCGACAUACAGAAAAAAAAGCAUCCAUCUAGGGAGGAGAAAAGGAAGUGAACCUUUUGGGGAAUUUUUUGCGUCUGGCAUCUCCCAUUUCACAGACGAAACAAGCCGGGCAGAGCUGGAAAAAUUGUUUAAAAAGAAGAGAUUUUUCGUAUUGGAUAGAGGCCAGCGUUGUGGGCCACGGAUUACUUCUGAAUCCGGAAGUAACGGGUUUGGGUUUGGUUGAAGUUUUUAUUCGCUCCAGACACGGGCGAUUUGCGGUGAAGAAGAAAAAGAAAAGUUGCUCCUGAUACUGGUGCCGGAGUCGGGCAAGGGAGAAGUUGAAUUCUGUGUGUGUAGUAUUUCGGUGUGAGUUGGUACGCUGAGAAGCAGAAGAGAAAGAAGUCUUGAAGGAAGUGAAGAUUGUGAAGUAAAAUAUUGUUGAAAAGAAAAAUCACGGAUUAUAUCUAGGUAUCUGUAUUCUGAGACGAAAAGGUUUAACGAAACCAAGCAAACAAGGUUUUGGUGAAAAGGUGUGUAACGGAAGCUUCCGGGGAAAGAGUCUGGAAUGCAGGCGACCCGUCUGGGGCGCUGAAGUUUCUCUCGUUCAUUCGAAGGCAUUCGUGCUAGAGAAAAGAUAGCAUUGCGCCAUCUGCCAAAAAUGGGAGCCCAGCAGGUGAAGGAGCGUUCCUCCGGUGGUGGUGUUGGUGGUGGGGGUGUAGGCGGAGGAACUAGUUCCUCUUUGGGAGCCGGUAGCUCGAUUCGUUCCAGCCGGAACAAAUCUCGUGUCCCGAAAGACUCUCGCAUUCUCGGAUCGAACAUCUUCACAGAACAUAGUGAAGCGUUGCUACAAUCUCGUCCAUUGCCACACAUCCCACCGCCCGGCAGUAUCAUCCCUGGUGAUCUACUUGCUCAAAGCCAAGAUGGCUCGGAAAAUCACACCGGAACGCUCCACUCACAGGGCAGCUCAAAUACCGCUCAAUCUAGCUUCGAAAAUGCCCAUCGGUGGACAUCUAAAGAGAACCUGUUGGCGCCCGGUCCGGAAGAGGACGACCCACAGCUGUUUGUAGCAUUGUACGACUUUAAAGCAGGUGGUGAAAACCAAUUAAGCUUACGAAAGGGGGAGCAAGUACGAAUAUUGUCCUAUAAUAAAUCCGGUGAAUGGUGCGAGGCACAUUCCGACUCGGGCCAUGUCGGAUGGGUACCCUCAAACUAUGUGACGCCGCUGAAUUCCCUAGAAAAGCACUCCUGGUAUCACGGGCCAAUUUCGCGCAAUGCUGCUGAAUAUUUGCUAAGUUCCGGCAUCAACGGAAGCUUCCUGGUGCGAGAAAGCGAAAGCUCUCCCGGGCAACGUAGUAUAAGUUUACGAUAUGAUGGACGAGUCUAUCACUACAGGAUAUCGGAGGAUUCCGAUGGCAAAGUGUACGUAACCGCAGAGGCUAAAUUUAACACACUUGCUGAACUAGUGCACCAUCACAGUGUUUUGCAUGAGGGUCACGGACUGAUAACGCCACUGCUCUAUCCAGCGCCAAAGCAGAACAAACCAACCGUGUUCCCCCUGAGCCCUGAGCCGGACGAGUGGGAAAUCUGUCGAACAGACAUAGUGAUGAAACAUAAGCUGGGUGGUGGACAGUAUGGGGAGGUGUAUGAGGCUGUGUGGAAACGGUACGGAAAUACGGUGGCGGUAAAGACACUGAAGGAGGAUACGAUGGCACUAAAAGAUUUCCUAGAAGAGGCUGCUAUUAUGAAGGAAAUGAAACAUCCGAACUUGGUGCAACUGAUAGGCGUAUGUACCCGAGAACCACCAUUCUAUAUCAUCACCGAAUUCAUGAGCCAUGGCAAUCUGCUAGACUUCCUUCGCUCGGCUGGCCGAGAAACGUUGGAUGCCGUGGCGCUACUGUAUAUGGCCACCCAGAUUGCCUCCGGUAUGAGCUAUCUGGAAAGCCGAAACUUUAUUCAUCGUGAUUUGGCGGCAAGAAAUUGUCUCGUAGGCGAUAACAACCUCGUAAAGGUGGCCGAUUUCGGGCUGGCCCGACUAAUGCGAGAUGAUACUUAUACGGCUCAUGCCGGUGCCAAGUUUCCUAUCAAAUGGACUGCCCCGGAAGGUUUAGCGUAUAACAAAUUCAGUACCAAGUCGGACGUUUGGGCGUUUGGUGUGCUGCUGUGGGAGAUUGCAACGUACGGCAUGUCGCCAUAUCCCGGUAUAGAUCUAACGGAAGUGUUUCACCGGCUAGAAUCUGGCUAUCGGAUGGAACGGCCACCUGGGUGCCCCCCGGAGGUGUACGAACUGAUGAGGAAAUGCUGGCAAUGGAACGCUCAGGAUAGACCAACCUUCAAGAGCAUACACCACGACUUAGAGCACAUGUUUCAGGAAUCAUCUAUCACUGAAGCGGUAGAAAAACAGCUACAAGGUGCUGCACAACCCGUUCAACUUACUCCUCAAAUGGGCAAGAAGCCACAGAUGGGUACUCAGCAAGCACCUCAGCAUGAACCAGUCAUCACUCCAAUUUCGGAUGCUGGUUCCAAUUCAAAGCUUAGUACAUUUUCGAUUAAACCAGCUACACCAGGGGUACAAAUGCGAAGAACGACCAACAAACGUGGAAAAACGGCGCCAGCACCACCCAAACGAACCAGCUUACUCUCUUCUAGUCGUGAUUCAACGUACCGGGACGAGGACAGCGGCAAGACCGGCGAAGGAGACCAGAAUACAAACGGUAUAAUACCAAUCACUAAAUCGUCUUCUUGCAGUAGUUUCCUUAUCGAUAAGCUGUUUCGAGGUUUUUCCCGGGAUCUCGCCAACCUGGUUAAUCGAACGACAGAUUCGGAAAACGAACAAACGGAAAUUACGCCGGAUACCGAUACCGAUAGCCAGGAACCAUGUGGAAAUUUCCAAAAGUCAUCUUCUCAGCAAAGUUCCUUCAAACGUGUCCCUAUCAUGGGAAAUCGGGGUUUAGAAACACGUAGCAGUAAACGUUUACCACAGGGAGCACCUCGGAAGGAUUUAUCUGGUCCAGUGGUCAGUGGUCAACCGCCGUCUGGGAUGACGGUGAAUGCAGCCGGACAACCAGUCGUCGGUGCGUUGGAGGUUCAGAAUGUGAAGAAGGCAAUCAAUCGAUAUGGAACCUUACCGAAAGGAGCAAGAAUUGGAGCGUAUUUAGAAUCUCUUCGGCAAACUGAUGGUACCACUGGUGGUAGUCAACAAGUUCCACAGCAAAUUCAAACUAAUUCAGUUCCUCCUGAUCCUCCACCACCUAUGGCUGCGGCCAAUGUAAUUUCUAACAGUUUACUAGCUGCACAGCGAUCGGCAGUCAAAAUCCAACAACAUCAACAACAGCCACAGAUGAUUCGUAGCAACUCUUCCAGUGGCGUUACAAUGGCCAAUUCGGCAACUGCUAGUCUUUCGAAAUUACAACGACACAGGACCACAACCGACGGCUCUAUGAUGACGUUUUCUUCAUUCCGAGGUACGGUAGGAAAUAACAGUCCUAAACGAUCAAUGCCACCUACGCUUGCAGAUUUGGAAUUUCCACCUCCGCCAGUGGAUCUGCCUCCUCCACCUGAAGAGUUCGAGGUUCACCAUCAUCCCGGUCCUCCAAUGGAAAAACUAAUGAAACCAUCAAAUGACGUUUCCAACACUGAACCAAGUGUCGAAGAAGCUAGUUCUAGGUUUGGCGUAAGUCUCCGGAAGAGGGAACCAUCCACCGAUUCGUGUAGUUCACUCGGUAGUCCGGCCGAUGCUAUGGUACAUAAUAGCAAUGAACCGUCCGUACCAAUUCCACCGCCACCAAGCUUAAAAGAAAAGCUUGAAUCGAAGUUCGCAGUUGAAAUCAAAGAAAAAGCAAGUGUGCCAAAGCCAGCUACAAACGUCGACAGUAAUCAUAAGCCGUCAGCCGAUCCCGCAUCACAAUUAGUCAGUGAGCUAGCGGAAAGCAUGAAUCUACCGAAACCCCCUCCCCCACUGCCUCCGAGUGAUGUUGCGCCGCACUACAAGUCAUCAGAUGUAAGUUCGUUGCGGAAGACGAGGCCCGUCGAAAACAAUGGUUCAACUACGCAGCCUCCAUUCAAAGCACAACUUAAAAAAGUCGAUCCUAAACGAAUCCCGAACCAAAUUCCCAAGAAAGAGGAAACUAGCAACAUAAUCGACUUCAAAUCCCGGCUACGUAAAGUUGAAAGUAGCCCCGAAUCGACGACAUCUGUAAGCAAUGGCAUUAGCACAGGUGACUCUAGUGCGACGACCGGAAGUAGUGAUUCUAGCUUAGACAAUAAUAACAAACAUCAUUCUAAUAGUGUCAACAACAAUAACAGCAACAUUUUAAACAACAAUCAAUCCACCAACGAUCACUCGAGUGACAAUGAAGUUAAAGCUAGAAAGAGCGAACUGCGGAAUGGGACGAGCAAAAAUGGUACUGCUUCGGAUUCGACAAAUAAGCUGCUUCUGGAAAACAAUGAAUUAAACAAUUUGAAGCUGAAGAAGGCUUCCCCUUCUGUUGUCACGAGUGUGGCACCAAUCGAUAGCAAUAAGAUUAUAGAGUUGAAAAAGACUGAAAUAAAAAUUGAACUUAGUCAGGAGGAUAAGAAACGGGAGAGCUUGGAAUGUAAUUCGCUAAAACCAGAGGGAACUAUAAUCGCAGGAGAUAACCUAUCCACUGGUAGCGGAGGUACUGGCGACGAAGGAGAUAAACGAAAAAGUACUGGUAGCAUUAGCAGUCUGAAGAAAUUAUGGGAAGCAAAAGAAUCGCCAAACGAUCAAAGCUCUCAACUGAGUCCCAAGCUUGGGGUGAAAAGUGCGGCUAAUCUCAAGUUGAAUAACAAUCCCGAUGACGAAAUCAGUGCCGUUAAUAAUGCCAGUACAACUGUGACCUCGACAACGAAUAGUAAUACCACCCAGCACGAUGACCAUCAACAUCUACCGCAACAGGUUCUCGCGAAAAAGCCUGCGGUUCCGAUCAAACCUUCUAAAUUUUCAUCAAUAUAUGCCACUCCCGUGCAAACUCAAGCUCCCAGUCCUGCAGCAAUUAAUUCAUCUAAUAACGCCACCACCGCCACAACCACCACCACAUCCAAGUCAAACGAUAGCAAUAGUUCUCUCCUCUCUGAAAAAUCGUCUGCUUCUUCGUCCUCCGCCCCUUCAUCAACUGCCAGUCGAGAGGGCAUCCUCGAGUUGGUGCAGCUGCUAGAGGGCAGUCUUAAGCACCCGGUGAAUUCAAUAUCUGCUUCGCAAUGGCUACAGCUGAGCGAACGGCUGAAUUCGCUGCAGUCCAGCUGCGUAACAUUUGCCGAUAAUGAAACGCUACCACCGCAUACCAAGUUUCACUUCCGGGAACUAGUCACCCGGGUCGAGAACCAAUCGCGAUCGCUUCGUUCGGCCGGCAGCAAAAACGUGCAGGACAACGAAAAACUGGUGCUAGAAGUUGGUCAAUCACUGAAGCAAAUUUCGAACGCGCUGCACAGGGACACUAGAAGCAGUCAUCAGCUGCCCAUUAUGACCAUUAGCUAGGAGAGGUGUAACUGUGUGUUUGGCGGUGAUUGGCCAAUCAACAACAUCAGAUGAAUAUUUGUAAUUACUAUCCUCAUUACGAGCAGUAUCACAUCAUACAGGUAUUAGUUGUCAUUGGCUAGAGACGUGAAGCGAUUUUCCGGUUGGAAUAUUUUGAAUAUGCAUCGUGUGCUUGAAAAUUUAAAACUUUGCUUACUCAGAACUAUCACUUAUCAAACCAGCGUGUUAGCUAUUGUAAUAUAUCUUAAAUAACUAUGCAUGCUAUUGUACUCGAUUUUACGCAGCAUUUUCAACAAAAAAAAAUACCUUCAACAUGCGCCUGAGAUGGGUCACGCAAAUUUGAAAAUUGACUUCAUGUGAGGUGCCAUACUGUCUGAUAUUGCCUCGUAAGAAAGCCAUGCAAAAGUGAACCUUAAGUCAAAUUCAAAUUUACGUUAAUCCAUUCACGUUUCCAACUAAUCAAAUAGCGAACACAAUGUGAACUGACGGGUCAAGUAAGUGAAAAGCCAUUAUUGAAUCAUUGCUAUCGUCGAAAAAUGGUGAGAAAACAAUAUACACGUGUAAAAAUCAACAAUUAACGCUCAAUGAAAUUGCCAAAUACGAAGUGAACUAAUUUUAAUUGAUUUUAACUGAUGCGUCUGAUAGGUUUUAACCAAUUGAGUAUUGAAAGCAAGUAAGAAACAAAUGUCAAUGGUAAACAUCAGGACUGAGACAUUUUUAAAGAAUGAAUUUUUAAUUAAAAACAUUUUGAUUGUUUCAAUUUUAAAGCAUAGCUCGAUUUCAAACUGGGAUUGUACUGGGUUGAAAUAUAGUUUUUUUAGUAGCCAAGUCAAGUAAUACUUGAAAGCAUGAUGGCAGAUUAAUUAUGCUACAUUUUAAGCCAAAGAGCUUAAGACUUGUGUUUAAUUUUAAAACAAUUCAACGAUGAAACACUGAUUCAUGAUCUUAAGCAGUGUUAUCAGUGUAUAUGAUAUAUUCACGUAAUUUUUUCUCAUUAACUGAAUGAAACAUGCAAGGUACGUAGUAGCGAUACCUCGAAGCGAAAAUCUAAUUCAAUCGUGCGUAACUUAAGUUAUUUAAAAAAAAAACUAUCUCUAAUGGUAACAGUAAAAUGCUAGUCGUAAACAUUUAUACAUUAUCAAUAAUAGUGUUAACUUAAACCAUAAAAGUAAACAAAGGAAUAUUACUCACGUGAUGACCUCCCGUGAUAGGAUGAAAGUGGCAGUUUCGACUGAAAUCGACGUUAAAGCGAGAGUGUACUUGCAAAUCGAACAUAUUUUUCCGAUUAACAAUCCAAACACUGAGUAAAUAUUCAUAGGCUUUGAGUAUUAGCGUCUCUCUAGGAAUUUACCAAAAUAAUCAAAUGGUGGAAAAAUCAAACGAAAUUGAAAGCAAAAAUACAAUGCUACAAAGCGGAACGCGGAAAGUUUACUAUAUAUUUUUAGAUAAACCGAUAUGAUAAUAGCAUUCAUAAUCAUACACCUUCGUAACAUUCAUACACUCGUACAUACAGAAAGCGUACAUAAAGAUAUUAUUAAAUAUUAAACAAGGUGAAUCAAAAUGAAGGAACACGUGGCGACAGGCAAGAUUGCAUGAUAAUAAGCGAAUAUGAUUACUCAAUGGAAAAAAGGAUAUAAGUGUAGUAGUGACUUUAUUAAAGUAUGUGAACAUAUUAUCAAACUAGUAACGAAACGUAAAACCCAAGUGAAAAAGCGUGAUAUGGUAACACAAAAAUAUAUACACCCACUUAUAAGACAAGCAAAUAAACAGAUAAAACCACAUACAACACUAAGAUACGGAAGAAUGCAUGAUUAUAAACGCAUGAAAAAUCGUCAACUUACAGUAAAAGAAAAAAAGAA
Molecule: messenger RNA, 7590 nt
Organism: Ochlerotatus camptorhynchus
Lineage: Eukaryota; Metazoa; Arthropoda; Insecta; Diptera; Culicidae
Gene: Abl
Product: tyrosine-protein kinase Abl
Exons: 8
Coding region: 896-5731 (1611 amino acids)
Biological process (GO): protein phosphorylation
Molecular function (GO): protein binding; ATP binding; non-membrane spanning protein tyrosine kinase activity
Source: RefSeq, a predicted model, not a curated record